Molecule: messenger RNA, 7441 nt
Organism: Poecilia reticulata (guppy)
Lineage: Eukaryota; Metazoa; Chordata; Actinopteri; Cyprinodontiformes; Poeciliidae
Gene: ghra
Product: growth hormone receptor a
Biological process (GO): cytokine-mediated signaling pathway
Cellular component (GO): external side of plasma membrane; membrane
Molecular function (GO): protein binding; cytokine receptor activity
Source: RefSeq, a predicted model, not a curated record
UUUUAUAGUCGGCGGAUGAGGGCGCCUCACCGCCGUUAGACACCCACAUACUUUCUCUCUGCGCGUCCAUUUGAACGGGACUAGAUGAUGAGCGCCAAAUAAGACGAAACCCGUCCACAGGAAAAAGUUCGCUCCCGACUCACGUUUUUCGGUGAUGUGAAAACCUCGAGUGGAGGAGAUCUUUACAGGACACGGGCCGAGGGGAAAACUGCAGGAUUCGUGCCCGUUGGAGCUUCGCGCUGACCAUCAAAUGACCAACUUCUGAAAAGUCGUUCUGGGCUGUUCUUGCAGUUUCUCAGCUCGAAACUUCGCAACAACAUCAUGGCUGUCUUGCUCUCCUCCAACCUUUGUCUCAUACUCCUGGUUUCUGCUUUGGAUUGGCUGCCCACUCCUGCAUCUGCAUUUCUCAUUGACUGGGACCGCACAACAUCAUCAGCUACCCUUGGACCUCACUUCACAGACUGCAUCUCAAGGGACCAGGAGACUUUUCGCUGCUGGUGGAGUCCAGGCAGCCUCCGAAACCUGUCCUCUCCUGGAGCACUGAGAGUAUUUUACCUAAAGAAAGAUUCCCCCACCAGUGAAUGGAAGGAAUGUCCCGAGUACAUCCAUGAAAACAGAGAGUGCUUCUUUGAUGCCAACCACACAUCCGUUUGGAUCCCCUACUGCGUUCAGCUUCGUGGACAAAACGUCACCUAUUUCAAUGAAGACGACUGCUUCACAGUGGAAAAUAUAGUGCGUCCUGACCCGCCCGUGUCUUUAAACUGGACCCUGCUGAACAUAAGCCCCUCUGGCCUCAAUUACGAUGUCUUAGUCAGCUGGAAGCCCCCGCCCUCUGCAGACGUUGGCGUGGGCUGGAUGCGCAUUGAGUAUGAAAUCCAGUACAGAGAGAGGAACGCCACCAACUGGGAAGCACUGGAGAAGCAGCCGCACACCCAGCAGACGAUCUACGGCCUGCAAAUAGGAAAAGAGUACGAAGUGCACAUCCGCUCCAGGAUGCAGGCCUUUGUGAAGUUCGGAGAGUUCAGCGACUCCAUCUUCAUUGAAGUUACAGAAAUUCCCAGUAAAGAUUCCACUGUCCCACUCACUUUGGUUCUCAUUUUUGGGGUUGUGGGGGUCCUGACUGUCAUCAUGCUGAUAGUGAUUUCUCAGCAGCAAAGAAUAAUGAUGAUUCUCUUGCCGCCUGUUCCUGCACCCAAAAUCAAAGGCAUUGAUUCAGAACUGUUGAAGAAGGGGAAACUGGAGGAGUUGAAUUUUAUCCUGAAUGGUGGAGGUGUGGAUGGCCUGCCAGCCUAUGCAACAGAUUUCUACCAGGAAGAGCCAUGGGUGGAGUUCAUUGAGGUGGAUGAGGACGAUGCAGAAGGUGGAGACAAGGAAGACAACUAUAAUUCAGACACUCAGAGGCUCCUUGGUCUCCCACACAGGAAUAUAGAGGGUUUCAGCGCCAUUAGCCACCCUGACGAUGACUCAGGCCGGGCCAGCUGUUACGACACAGAUCUGCCGGAACAUGACACUCAGAGACUCAUGGCGUCCCUGCUGCCGGGCCAACCUGAGGACAACGAAACCUGCCUGAAUGCCCCAGCUUCAGAGACAGGUGAAAAGCCCCUCAUCCAAACUCAAAUCGGGGGACCACAGACUUGGAUCAACACAGACUUAUAUGCCCAGGUCAGCAAUGUUAUGCCAACUGGGGGGGUUGUGCUGUCCCCUGGCCAACAACCUAAAAUCCAGGAGAACACCUCAGGUUCAGAGCGGGAAACACAGAAAGGAGGAAAGCAAAAUGAAGAUGUUGAGGGCAUCAAGGAGCAGAAGAGAAAUGAGCCCCAGUUUCAGCUGUUUGUAGUGGUUCCAGAGGGAGGCGGCUACACCGUCGAGAACAACACCCAGCAGACCAGCACUCCUCCCAGCACUUCGGUGCCUGGCGCAGGGUACCAAACCAUACAGCCUCAGCCAAUGGAGACCAAACCUGCAGCCACGGGAGACACCAACGAGUCCCCGUAUAUUCUCCCCGAGCCUUCCCAGCCUCAGCUCUUUACCCCUGUCGCAGACUACACAGUGGUGCAGGAGUUGGACACGCAUCGCAGUCUGCUCCUUAACCCGCCUCCCAGCCAAUCUCCCUCUUUGUGCCAGUCACAGCAUCCCCUCAAAGUCCCAAUGCCUGUGGGGUACGUCACCCCCGACCUGCUGGGGAAUCUCUCACCAUGAGCGGACAGGAUCAUCAGGCCUUAACUACAGGUACAGGCCUAUUGGACAGGACGUCAAUAUGAAGUCACCCUACCUGAUUCCUGAUGACAACCAAAAACAACUUACAAAACUGCAGGACACUGGAUGAAUAAGUGUGUGAAUUAACCAGAUGAUACAAAAGGGAGAUAUACAGGUGCAUCUCAACAAAUUAAAAUCUAAUUGAAAACUAUUUUUUCAGCAAUUCUAUUUAAGAAGUAAAUGUAAAAAAAUGGAAUAGUCUGAUUUGACACAGAAUGAUAAUGAUCAAGCAUUUGUUUGUCAAUUUUGAUGAUUAUGUCUUACAGCUACUGAAAGUCAAAAAUUUGGUUUCCCUGAAAAUGUUAGCAUUCUAUAAUUUCAUUAUUUAUUGGCCUGAUGUAAUAAAUUUUAUACAACCUAAACUUUGGAUUGUCAUUGCCUUUAAUCAUAAAAUUUGGGAAACAAAUGCAAUAUGUCUCUUUGUGUGUAAUAAAUGUACAUAAUAGAUGAAUUACACUUAAAUUGGAUUGCUGAAAAAAAAUAACUUCUUAACAAUAUAGUAAUUUAUUGAGAUGCGCUAAAAAUUGUACUCUUACAUUAGUCCCCACUGAAUCAGACUCUUAAUUUUUGGCCGAAACACACUGAGGGUAAUAACAUCACAAAAACAUCACAAGCAGAAUGCAAAGUUUGCAUCAAUGCAUGAUUGUAGUAAGUGAAAAAAUACCUAUAUGUAUACAGUAUGUGUGAAAAAUUGCCUUAGAUUGCCUUACAGUCUUAAUAUUGAAUGUGAAGUCAGUAUAUCAAUGAGAAGAGAAAGAGACAGUAGCCAUGUUUUUAACUACACAGUAAUUCGGCUUUGACAGUACUUGUCUUUUUGAGGUUUAAUGCCCAUCACACUUACUGUAUUCCAAAGUUUCCUAUUUCACCAUGUCAUACUGAUAGUACUUCACAAGAGAUAUAUUUUUAUACAAAACACAAAACGUUUGAGCAAAGCAAUGUAGAUUUGAAUCUCUAUCUUUGUUUCUUAAAAAAAAAAAAGGAAAAAAGUUUUAUCUUUUGUAGUCAUUGGUUUUAGCUGCACCAAAUGUCAACAAUAAAACCAAAGUUAGGUUGACCACUAAGGGUUUCUUAAGGGUCACUAGGUUCCAAUCAGGAAUGCAGGGAAGUACUUGCAAAAACAAAUGCAGAUAAUUUAUGUGAAAGGGAAACUAAAAUACUUGACUUAAUAAUUCCAAGAUUAAUUUGAAUAGAUUUUGUUGGACUUGUUACUUUUAACUAAAAAAAAAAUUUAAUGAAACAAUAUGUUCACAUCAACACAGAACUUUGAUCACUGACUGUAGUCAUUAAGGGUUUAUUUACUCAGAUUUCCUUUACAUUUGGGAACCAACCUUUUGCCCAUGUAGAGUCCCUCUUCCCACUGCACCAGGCCAAUAGCAUGAGACUAACAUCACAUUAGCAGAUAGAGCUUGAGAGUACCUCAGCUGUUUUCUCCAUGCACCAAAUGUCCCAUGUAACUGUUGCUAAGAUGUUAAGAAAAAAGUGCACAGGUUUGUACCAUAUAACAAUAGAAUUAUUAUAUAUUUUUUUGUUGUUGUUUUACAAUAGGUCUCCCAGCUAUAGAGUAGUGCACACCAAGUUGGAAUGUGGGACAAAAUGGCACACUCUGCUAUUUUAUGGGACGUUUUUUGUAGAUAAUACUGUUGGGUAUUUUAACCUGAUCAUAUAAAGAACCACACAGAGAGUAGUAUCACUUCAGCCUUUGCGAAGGGGGAGAGUCUCAGUGGUGCCUCAGGACAAAUCCAACUUCUCCCCAUGCAGCAGCCUGGUUUUAUUGAAAGCAGGGCGGGGUGUCGGUCAUAAAACAGAAACUUAAAGAUAAGGAGUAGAGGGGUCUCUCUGAACUAGCUGAAACCGGUUUCUCCGAGAACAGCAUGGUCCACCUCACCUUGUUUCCAGCUUAGAGUAGAGAGGCAAACUUAUUCAUGAGAUAACUAUUUGCAAAACUCUGACAAAUACGAUCAGAGAAGAGAAGCUGAUGAAAGUACUCUGCUUUAAUACAAAGUAUUUUCCUCAUCCACAGCAAGUCUGAAUCUGAUGAUGGUGGUGCAGAAACCUCUCCCGUAUUCCUAAAUUAGGAUGUUUGCUAUCAAAUGUCGUUCAGAUUUGAUCCCUACAGCAGCAGCAAAGUGGCUGAAUAGGAGUGAGGUAUGGCAGUAGGGUCCUGCUUGACUUCAACCUGAAAUAUUGUUUUGUGGCAACCUGACAAUAUUCAAACAUUAUUUGAUAUCCUGGGUUUCAGAGGGCAGUCUUCUGCUAAUGGAAGGCAAAAGGUGGUUCAACAUGUGUCACAGAACCAGCAGCAGCAGCCCCAAGUUGCUUGACGGUACAUUGUUUUGGUUCAUUAAACAAAAGUAAGGGGACAUACGUGUUAUGAAAUUGUUGCAUUUUAAGGUUUCUGAAGAGGAAUUGUGUUCUACAUUGUCACUGCAGGGACAGCAACUGGAAUAAGUUGACUGUGAAAGUGUACUAUAGAUGUUACUAACUUACACAGUACUUAUCUGCCACGUUCACUAUGUAACAGCCUGUGCCUAUUGUAGUAUUAUGGUUUGUUUAAUUGCUGUGGUACUAUGCUAAUGUGAUUUAAAUUUCUUCAUAUCAGUUUAACAAAAGGUACCUCUGUUUGCUAUGUGUAGAUGAAUUGGUUUAUAUUGUCUCUGUGCCAAGAAACAGUUAAAAAUUGACACAAAGCAUGCAUGCAUGCAUGUGUAUAUUAGCGCAGUACAUAAAAGAACAUUCCCUUUUAUAAUAACAUAUUGUGCUUAAUGUUUUCAUAAAAAAAAAAGAUUAUUUUUUUUUAAUUAUUUGACAAUUUUGUACAAUUUUUAAAUUCAAAAUAGUUACCAGCAUAUUUUGAGCUUAGCGUUCAUAAAAAAACAAGUUGUAGACACUCAACAAAUUGGAAUCUUGUUUGCUUAGCUUCAGGCUUUUUGUAGAUAAAACAUUUAAGGCUGUGUUUAUAAGGAAUAUUCUGCCUAAUACAGCAUUUUCUAUUUGUUUUCACAAAUAAUGGUUUAAGUAGUAAUUCCCCCACUUUGAGACAAUAAAGGUUAUAUCAGUUUCUGUUCUACUCCUAAUGGGAUUCUUGAAAAGAAAUCAGGUGCCUCUUAUGUUUCAUCCCAAGUCCCGACUUAACGAUUCAACAACAUGCUCAUUGCAUCAUAAUAUGAGUACUUAAGUAACAUCUGUGAUUUAUUUUAGUGGUUGUCCGAUCAACAUUGUUUUGUGCCAAGACAAAAAAACAAAAAAAUAUCAGGACUGUCAGCCUCAAAAUGACAGAUACAUUUGAGCUAAAUCAUACUAAUAAUAUCCAAAUUUAUUAACCUGCACCUGGAACUUCACCGUGAACAAAACUUUCCAAACAGUGCAAACCCCCCCCCCAAAAAAACACAACCAGUCUGUGAUUUAUGCUGCUUUCUUGCCUUUCUGGACAUAAAUAUUCUGAGUAUAUGGAUCCAUGUAGUUUUUUUUUUUUUUUUUGUAUCAAUCGGAUCUACAAAGAGAGGUUUAAAAUGUGAAUUUGAUGACUAUAUGCCAUUUCUCUUUAAGAAAUACUCAGUUCUCUGCUGCUCCUGCCAUUAUGUGGAUGAUACCAGCAAAAAUUAGUGCUGUCGCAAAAUGUCUUAAUAUGUUUGCUAGUGCUGUGCAAAUAUAAAAGUUUAUGUCAAGGAUGAUACUUUUACACGGCGACGCUGCUUGGUGCAUGCAUUUCUCUUGCUCUGUUUUUUUACGGCUGAGUUCAAGUCAAGAAAGAGCAGUAAUCAGUGUCAAAUGUUUUGUGAUAGUAAAGUGUGGGUUUUGUUUGGGUAUCUUGUCUGUCACAGUGUCCAGUGAUCACAGAAGGCUCUCAUUAUGUUCACGUAGCAAGAACAGAGAAUGAAGGACUUCUUCUUUUUUUAGGUAAAGCUGUGAAUGUGUAACUGGAAUACACAAUGCAAUCAUAAAACUGAGGAAACGUUUUAAGCAGUGUUUGUAAUAGUGGUGGCGAGAUGAAGAAAUUAGGAGGUGCUUUUUAUUCUUCAAGCCAACUGUGCAGAUGUUUACUACCUUAAGUAUAUUUUUUUCUUUUUUUUUUGCCAUAUCGCUCAUUUCACAGUGGCAGAAUUGGUAGUUUGUUAUUUGAAGGUUAUAAAUGUCAAGGACACUUUAGAGGAAGCACUUUGUACACAUAGAGCAUAUAUGUGAUAUUUAGAAAUGGUAUUCAGAUUUUGUAUCUUUUGCUAAAUCAAGUGUGUGAUUUCUAUGUUACUACAGAAUAGCAUUACGUUUUCUGGUCAGCACAAAAAUCAAACUUUGAGGAACCUUCAAUAUGAAUAAGCUUUGAUUUUGUUAUACAGAGUUUAUGUUUAUAUAUUAAAAAAACGUAUUUCACACUAACAGAUUGCUAGAUUGUUGUACUGUAAUGGAGUAUUUAAUGUUUCACAUAGAGUUUAUAGGUGAUUAAACCAGAUAGAACAUUUAUAAAGUCAUAUUAAGUAUAUGUUGUGUGAUAUAUUCAUCUUUUUAACUUCAUGUUGUUGUUUGUGUCGCUGUGUGAUUUCAGUUUUUCAUGACCACGAAGAACUUUAUGACAGUGGUGAAUUAUUUUGCAAUGAUGCGCGUUGGCCAGCAGCUUUGAGUUGAAGGCUGACUCUUGUCACUCUCUCGAGCCUGGAAGUAAUUUUGCUGGAAUCUUUGGUGGUCGGUUAAUGUUUUUGAAGCUAUCAGCAUCAUACCAUGUGCCGUUCAGUUUGUUAAGGAAAGUGCUUAAUUUGCCACUUGACUUGAGGAUUUACUUCAAGUCAAGUACUGAUUUGAGUAAAUCCUGUGUUUUUAGUUUUUACAAUGUUCCAUGGCUCCAGUCUGUCUUACUUCCUGUAUGCCCUCUGCCAUGUGUCAUUCGCCCCCCCCCCACCAAACUGGAAACAAACAAACAACAAAUAAAAAAUAAUAAUGUAGUCUAAGUUGAUAAACCAGUCGAUACUGGCUUCAUUAAUUGCUAUGACUCCGUUUUGUCUUUUUUUUUUUUUACAUCCAAGUUUUUUGUUUUUUUUUCUUUUUGCAUCCGAGAGCCAAUGUUCUUGUGUAAAAACUGCUGCUUUCUCUAGGGCCAAGAAACGUAUUGAUCCUUGAGGAUUUGUCUGUUUUGUUCUCUUUUUGGUGUUUAAUGUGUGAUCAAUAAGUUCUCAAUAAAAUAAAUAUAACAGCA